AUGGAGUCAGCAGUGGGUGCCGGUAGACCGGACGGACCAGGCGGUCCGACAGCCCGAUUUGGAUGUGCCUCGUUCAAUCAGGACUCGACGUCCUUGGCUGUGGGAACAAAGACUGGGUACAAGCUGUUUUCUCUGACCACAGUGGAUAAGCUAGACUGCAUUCAUGAGAGUGCGGAGAUGUCCGAUAUCUGCAUCGUGGAGCGUCUCUUCUCUAGCAGUCUGGUUGUCAUUGUUAGAACCACCACAUCGCAAUGCAUGAACAUCUACCACUUCAAGAAGGGUACAGAGAUCUGCAGCUACAACUACCCCAACAAAAUCCUCGCCGUCAAGCUCAACAGACACAGACUUGUUGUGUGCCUUGAGGAAUCCAUUUAUAUUCAUAACAUCAAAGACAUGAAGCUGCUCAAGACUUUGCUCAACAUUCCGUCCAACCCUUCAGGUCUGUGUGCUUUAUCUACCAAUCAUUCAAGCAACUCCUACAUUGCAUAUCCUGGCAGCGCUACAAUGGGAGAGACUGUAGUUUAUGAUGCCAACAACAUGAGUACAGUGACAAUGGUCCCAGCGCACGACAGUCCUCUGGCAGCUCUUUGCUUCAAUGCCUCAGCAACUAAACUUGCCAGCGCAUCAGAGCGGGGCACUGUAAUCCGAGUGUUUUCCAUUCCUGAAGGUUUACGUCUGUUUGAGUUCCGUCGUGGCAUGAAGAGGUACGUCAACAUAAGCUCUUUGUCCUUCAGCCCAGAUGCCCAGUUCCUCUGUGCUUCCAGCAACACAGAAACGGUACAUAUCUUUAAGCUGGAGCAAGUUGGACAAAGUGGUGAGGAGAGUGCCACUUGGUCAGCCUAUGUGGGAAAGAUGUUCACAGCAGCCAGCAGCUACCUACCUGCUCAGGUGUCUGGUAUGAUCAGCCAGGACCGCGCCUUUGCCACGGUUCAUCUUGUCACGUCAGGCCAGAGGAACGUCUGUACGCUGGCCACGAUCCAGAAGCUUCCACGUUUGCUUGCCGCCACUGCCGAUGGACACCUUUUCAUCUACAAUGUGAAUCCACAAGACGGAGGAGAGUGCAUAUUGGCGCACAGUCACAGACUUUUUAGUAAUGACCUGGAUGAGGGUGAUCAAGUGACACAGGGAUCGAACAUUACAAUGCCAGCACAGGCAUGUCCGUCUUAUGCUGCAACUGUUGCUUUACCAGCUUCUGGUCCUAUCACAGCAACUCUUACUGGCUACUCCGAAGAUGGUGGUGCAAAGAACGGGGAAGUAAUCCCAGAACACGAGUUUGCCGCUGGACCCGUGUGUUUGGAUGAUGAGAACGAGUUUCCUCCUAUCAACUGGUGCCGUGAUGAGACUGGAGCUGGCCAAGGGGGGCGCUUGUGGCUGGAGUUGGCGCCUACCUUAGGCGGCUUGUCGCACACCAUGGUCGCCAGCGCUAUCGUCUGCUUGGGGAGCACCCCGCUCCAACCUGCGACCCUGGCGACGAGCACUCCUGCCUGGGCCUCAGCAGGGGAACAACAAGCCGAAACGUGCUCACCACCGGGGGCUGCCCGAUCGGCGAAGGCUAUCAUCCCCUCCGCCGUGUGUGACAUGAGUCAGGGCAUAUUGGGAGGUUUUCCCUUCCAGCUGGCGCCUGAAUUAUCAGAGAUAACGGAGCUCAGGAAAAAUGCGUCCUUCGCCUUCGAGUGUCUGUGA
Nerophis lumbriciformis (worm pipefish) is the source of this 1683-nucleotide messenger RNA. The record is from RefSeq and is a predicted model, not a curated record. Lineage: Eukaryota; Metazoa; Chordata; Actinopteri; Syngnathiformes; Syngnathidae.